Manihot esculenta (cassava) is the source of this 1341-nucleotide messenger RNA. RefSeq lists its product as uncharacterized. The record is from RefSeq and is a predicted model, not a curated record. NCBI's taxonomy places the organism in Eukaryota, Viridiplantae, Streptophyta, Magnoliopsida, Malpighiales, Euphorbiaceae. The coding region runs from base 1 to 1341 and encodes 446 amino acids. The transcript has a single exon.
AUGAAAUAUGGGUUUGUUAGAGACUAUUACGUAUGGUAUUUGCAUGACGAAAUUCAAAACUACAAUACGGUCCAUAGAAGAAGUACUGAUUCGACUGACAAUACUUGCAAUGUGGAAUAUCAACAUGGUGAGUUCUCUAAUGCUUAUGAGCAACUAGUUGCAGAUGCAGCAGGGCCUAGUUUCUCCCCAUCAAUAAGUACUGAGCCUUCAAACCAAUCUACUCAGAGAUUGUAUGACAUGUUGGCCGCUGCUAAUCAGGAAUUGUGGCCAGGUUGUGAAAAUCAUUCACAACUGUCAGCUGUGGCAAGGAUAUUGAAUAUCAAAUUUGAACAUCAUUUGUCCGAACGUUGUUUUGAUAAUAUUUGCCAAUUAAUCAAAGAAAUUUUACCUACUGAUAAUUUGUUUACUGAUAAUUUCUACUCUACAAAGAAAUUGCUUGAAGGCUUGGGAUUACCAAUUCAGAAGAUUCAUAGUUGCUUAAAUGGUUGUAUGAUUUAUUGGGGUGAGGAUAAUGAAUUGCUCAGGUGCAAGGUGUGUGAUCAUCUGAGAUACAAACGAUUGCAAGAUAGCCAGAGCUCUAGUAAAACCCAAGUUGCUUAUAGUAAAAUGUAUUACAUGCCAAUCACACCUAGACUACAAAGGUUGUACGCAUCUAAUGCUACAGCUAAGGAUAUGACUUGGCAUGCCAAUCAUGGGACUAAUGAUGAUUUAAUGCAUCAUCCAGCUGAUUCGCAUGCAUGGAAAGCUUUUGAUAAUAAUUGGCCUCAUUUCAGUGCUGAAAAACGUAAUAUCCGUCUGGGACUAUGUACCGAUGGUUUUCAACCCUUUGGACAAUCUAGUCAGCAAUAUUCAUCAUGGCCUGUCAUAUUGACACCGUACAAUUUACCCCCAUGGUUAUGCAUGAAAGGUGAGUAUAUGUUUCUCACUAUACUUGUCCCAGGGCCUAGAAAUCCAAAAGAUAAGUUGGAUGUGUAUUUGCAACCCCUAGUAACUGAGUUGAAAGAUUUAUGGGAGAAUGGAGUUGAAACAUAUGAUGCAUUCAAUAAAGAAAAUUUCAACUUGCGAGCUGCUUUAAUGUGGACUAUAAGUGAUUUUUCUGCUUAUGCAAUGUUAUCUAGAUGGAGCACUGCAGGACGGACUGCUUGUCCUUAUUGCAUAGAAGAUAGUGAUGCAUUUACAUUGACAAGAGGAGGUAAGCAAUCAUGGUUUGAUAAUCAUCGCAAAUUUUUACCUCCUAGCCAUUCUUUUAGAAGAAACAAAACAGCUUUUAGGAAGAAUAUAUCUGUUACUAAGAAAGCUAAACCACCUAUUUCCGGUGAAAAAAAUACUGAAACAGAUUAA